CAGGCCGUGAUCCCACAAUAGGACAGGCUCUYCUCCACACUCCRCCGUACAUAAAGAUUCCAGCCAUGCCUCGUGAAUUUCUAAUACCGAAGCCUUCCCAGCUGCUCCUUGUGAUACUUGCUGUCAAUUUKCCUUUGGUUUCUGCUUUUCAGUCGAAUUUCUGCGCGAAUCGGCCUACUCUGCAGAAGUCAUCCACAACAAGUCGAAGCGUCAGCGAGGAUCAGAUAAGUGAUUUUGACCGACCGAGUACAUUUUUGGACAACGAGGACGACGACUUGAAUGUGUUAUUUAUCGACGAAGACGACGAUAUGGAUGAGGACGAAGACGAAGCGCCUGCCAAAGGUAAAGGUCGUUCACGCUGGGAAAAUUUGAAACCAUCGAUCAAGAAGCGACUUAUCGCAAAGGGCCAGGCCAAGGCUGUUGCMAACAAAAAAAAACGUGAACCUGCGGCGGAAAAGAAACGAAGUAAGUUUGCCUUAAUUGUUGAUUCACCUAUUGCUAUUUUUUUCUCUAUUUCUAGAUGGAUGUGCGUUGUUUUUCCUUGUUCCUAGUUUGUGCUYCUCGGAUUCGAUAUUGCGAGUAAUCAUUUUGUGGUUUCUCCAUUGCCUAAAAACCUUUUUUAUUGUUGAUCAAUACCGUUGCAGGAAUGAUGAUGAAAUUCAAAGAAUUGCAACGGGAAAAGAAAAAAGAUUCUCGAAUCAAGCGACCACUUGGGUUCGACGAACGAGCACCGCUGACAGCAUUUUUCCCAGGUAUGGAAGUGACUGGAACAGUAAUUUCAUUGACGAACUAUGGAGCCUAUGUCGAUGUUGGGACUGAGUGCGACGGAUUAUUGCACAUAUCACAAAUGACUCGYGAUUUCUUUGUUGAACACCCUCGGCAAGUCGUUACUCCGGGUGACGAAGUUACAGUUAAGAUUCGUUCCACGAGUCCAGAAUUGAAAAAGAUGCAGCUGACUAUGUUGGAUGCGGCGGAACAGUCCGAGUCUAACUCUUGGGGUAACAACGCUAUCGAAGAUGACGAAGAACGAACGUCGUUGUCGGAGUUUGAGUUGGAUGAUGAAUUGUGGGGUGAAUUAAGAAGAGUCACAAGUUUCGGAGCCUACGUAGAAGUUGGGGCUGAGGUGGAUGCAUUUUUACAUUUCAUGGAUCACCCAUUGUGGGAAGAUGGAAAGACGCCUUCUGAAUUCAUGGAACGGGGACAACGCGUACGCGUGUGGGUCGCCGAUCUAGAUAUGGAAAAGAAACGAAUUCGUGUGACUGCCUGCAGGCCAGAAGAUUUACCAGGUCCGAGAAUGGAAUUCUGAAUGCAUUUUUCACGAUGUUGAAUUGAGCCGACGAAAUUAAUUUCAUCUAGUUUU
Pseudo-nitzschia multistriata is the source of this 1360-nucleotide messenger RNA. Lineage: Eukaryota; Bacillariophyta; Bacillariophyceae; Bacillariales; Bacillariaceae. The record is from the annotation of a GenBank genome assembly.